Molecule: messenger RNA, 1521 nt
Organism: Auanema sp. JU1783
Lineage: Eukaryota; Metazoa; Nematoda; Chromadorea; Rhabditida; Rhabditidae
Source: the annotation of a GenBank genome assembly
AUGCCUACGUUCGGUUUGUUUGAAGAGGACCUGGCGAAUAGCGUCUACAUAUCAUCUGAUGAUUGCCAUUUUCGGAGAUAUAUACCUGACUCAAUGAGGCAUCUUGAGAAAAAAAAAUUCAUAAAGGAACAUGACACAGCCCUAGGUUUAGAAGCAGAGAUAUCGAAUAAAUUACGAAUAUCACGGAAAAAAGCCAUUCAAGCGUACGAAGAUAAAAAGAGAGAAUAUGAUGAAAAGUUUCAAAAAUCGGAUAAAAAACUGGACUCGGAGAGAUCAGUUGAAUGCUCUGAACAGUAUGUACUAUCCCUCUCUCAAGCAUGGCUUGAAGAAUGUAAACAUCCUAGUUCAACUGCGAAUAUAUCCAUCCAUGAAGCCAUUGAAGUAGAAGAUUCUUCAAACAAGUCUCAGAGCGUCACAAUUGGGAAAAGCGCAUUGGAUGCGUCUGAGCUGAACAACUCAGUUCCGAGUCACUUAUUCGAUCAUACAAAUAACGAAAAUGUGUCAUUUGUGAAUAACAGUCUUUUCGCUCAAUCAGUGUCAUCGCCAUUACCUAUUUCCGUGCCAAUCAAAGAUUUUCAUUUGGAUUCUUACAAUGGAGCACGGCCGUCUUUCGCUGGAAAUAUAUUCACUUCAACUCCACAGAUGAAAAAAUCCUUCAAGUUUGGUGGAAAUCAAUUAGCUAAUUCACCUCUCGUAGAGGAAAGUGUAUUUGUUGAGAAAGUUUCAACUGAUAUAAGUAGGUUGGAAAACUGUGAAGACUCAGUCUUUGUUAUGAAUGAAGUGGAGAAAAAGGUAGAAUCACCUCAAAGAGAUGAACAAGACGUUGGCAGUUUAUAUUGUCCUCUUAUUAUGUACGCCGAUUGUUUGGAGAAAAAAGAGGACAAUGACUUAGCAUCAUCUAGAUUCGAAAGAGGAAAUCCAACUCUCAGAGUCAAAAUAAAGCGAAGAAUAAAUGAUCUCAUUUCCGUGUACGCUAAGAGAACUGUUGAUCCCUCUGAUUUACGGAAAAUCGUUGAUUGUUUUACUAAUCUGCUGAAUGGAAAUCAAACUGACGCAACUCUGGAUAAUCUGAAAUUAGAUGAUUCGGACGCUAUUGCUUACGCGAUCAAAGUGAUCAUAGAUUAUUCUUUGAACGUGAUAAUAAUUGAUAAAAACCUGAUAACGUCUAUUUCAACAGUUUUGGUACGACUUAGUUCUGUAUCAGAGCUUUUUGAAAAAGUUUUGAUAGGUCGUUUCUUCAGUUCAUCUCAUCUGUUAACCCUAGACACAGAGAAAUGUGCUUCGUUUGUCUCAAAGUUGAAGAGUCUGCCCGCUGACGCGAAAUCCUCAGUAAUAAACGAAGAGAAAAGUACAGUGAAACUUUUCUUCUCCCUCUUCAUUGAAGGAAGUACUUUACUUUCUUUAAAAAACCUUUGGAGCAUUUUGGCCUUUGUCCUAAAUACGUCGCAUAUUGUUCUAGCUACAGUGAUAAUUGUCAACAGCAUUCUAGAGGUGAAGACUGUUUUUGAUUGUGAUCAGUAA